Messenger RNA from Struthio camelus australis, 6305 nucleotides. RefSeq names its product phosphodiesterase 10A (gene PDE10A). NCBI's taxonomy places the organism in Eukaryota, Metazoa, Chordata, Aves, Struthioniformes, Struthionidae. Gene Ontology annotation, molecular function: protein binding; 3',5'-cGMP-stimulated cyclic-nucleotide phosphodiesterase activity. Gene Ontology annotation, biological process: negative regulation of receptor guanylyl cyclase signaling pathway; signal transduction. The record is from RefSeq and is a predicted model, not a curated record.
GGCGCCUUCUUCUCCUUCUCGUCUCCCCUGCUCCUAGGGCCAGACAUGGAAGAUGGAUCUAAUUCUGCAAGCUGCUUUAGGAGGUUUACAGACUGUUUCUUGAGCACAAGUUUAACCGAUGAGAAAGUGAAGGCCUAUCUUUCUCUCCACCCCCAGGUACUGGAUGAAUUUGUGUCAGAAAGUGUAAGUGCAGAAACUGUGGAAAAAUGGCUAAAACGGAAAAAUAACAGGCAGGAAGAUGAAUCGACUCCUAAAGAAGUCAGCAGGUAUCAGGACACGAAUAUGCAAGGCGUAGUGUAUGAAUUGAACAGCUACAUAGAACAGCGCCUGGAUACAGGAGGAGAUAACCAACUACUUCUGUAUGAACUGAGCAGCAUCAUUAAAAUAGCUACAAAAGCUGAUGGAUUUGCACUAUAUUUCCUGGGAGAAUGCAAUAAUAGUCUGUGUGUAUUCACACCACCAGGAGCUAAAGAAGGACAACCACGGCUCAUUCCUGCAGGGCCCAUUGCACUUGGCACUACAGUAUCUGCUUACGUAGCCAAAUCCAGAAAAACGUUGUUAGUAGAAGAUAUUCUGGGGGAUGAACGAUUUCCCAAAGGUACUGGACUGGAAUCAGGGACUCGUAUCCAAUCUGUUCUUUGUUUACCAAUUGUCACUGCAAUUGGUGAUCUGAUUGGUAUCCUGGAGCUUUAUCGUCACUGGGGCAAAGAAGCCUUCCAUCUUAGUCACCAAGAGGUUGCAACAGCAAAUCUUGCAUGGGCUUCAGUAGCAAUACAUCAAGUACAAGUGUGCAGAGGCCUUGCCAAGCAGACUGAGCUGAAUGACUUCUUGCUUGAUGUAUCGAAAACAUAUUUUGAUAAUAUAGUUGCAAUAGAUUCUCUACUUGAACAUAUAAUGAUAUAUGCAAAAAACCUGGUGAAUGCAGACAGGUGUGCACUCUUCCAGGUUGACCACAAGAAUAAGGAACUGUAUUCAGACCUUUUUGAUAUUGGAGAAGAAAAUGAUGGGAAACCUGUCUUCAAGAAGACCAAAGAAAUAAGAUUUUCUAUAGAAAAAGGAAUAGCUGGUCAAGUGGCAAGAACAGGGGAAGUCCUUAACAUCCCUGAUGCCUAUGCAGAUCCUCGCUUUAACAGAGAAGUAGACCUCUAUACAGGCUACACAACCAGAAAUAUCCUGUGCAUGCCUAUUGUAAGCCGAGGAAGUGUAAUAGGUGUUGUGCAGAUGGUGAACAAAAUAAGUGGAAGUGCCUUCUCUAAAACUGAUGAGAAUAACUUUAAAAUGUUUGCAGUCUUUUGCGCUUUAGCCUUACACUGUGCUAAUAUGUACCACAGAAUUCGCCAUUCAGAGUGUAUUUACCGUGUAACGAUGGAGAAGCUAUCCUACCACAGUGUUUGUACAGCAGAAGAGUGGCAAAAUCUCAUGCACUGUACACUGCCUCCACACAUCUGUAAAGAAAUUGAACUAUACCACUUUGACAUCAGUCCCUAUGAGGAUGUCUGGCCUGCCAUUUUUGUCUACAUGGUCCACCAGUCCUGUGGGACAGCCUGCUUUGAACUUGAAAAGCUGUGUCGAUUUACUAUGUCUGUGAAGAAGAACUAUCGCCGUGUGCCCUACCACAACUGGAAGCACGCAGUCACCGUUGCACAUUGCAUGUAUGCCAUACUUCAGAACAACCAGGGGCUUUUCACUGAUCUGGAGCGGAAAGGUCUUUUAGUUGCAUGCUUGUGUCAUGACCUGGAUCACAGAGGUUACAGCAACAGCUAUCUUCAGAAAUUUGACCAUCCUUUAGCUGCUCUCUAUUCCACAUCAACAAUGGAACAGCACCACUUCUCGCAGACUGUGUCCAUCCUGCAGCUGGAAGGGCACAAUGUCUUCUCCAAUCUGAGCUCCAGUGAAUAUGAGCAAGUCCUUGAGAUCAUCCGCAAAGCCAUCAUUGCCACAGACCUUGCCCUGUAUUUUGGAAAUAGAAAACAGCUUGAAGAGCUGCAUCAAACGGGAGCAUUAAACCUUAAGAACCAAGCACAUAGAGAUCGAGUUAUUGGUCUGAUGAUGACCGCUUGUGAUUUGUGUUCUGUAACAAAGUUGUGGCCAGUUACCAGACUGACAGCCAAUGAUAUAUAUGCAGAGUUUUGGGCUGAGGGUGAUGAAAUGAAGAAAACGGGUAUUCAGCCUAUUCCUAUGAUGGACAGAGACAAGAAGGAUGAAGUCCCUCAGGGUCAAGUUGGGUUCUACAAUGCUGUAGCCAUUCCAUGUUAUACUACACUUGCACAGAUCUUUCCUCCAACUGGGCCACUACUCCGAGCAUGCAGGGACAAUCUCAGCCAAUGGGAGAAGGUGACAAGAGGAGAAGAGGCCUCUAUAUGGAUUUCCUCACAGUCCCUUGCUCCCGGGACCUCCGAUUCACUUCCUGUGAAGAUUGAUGACUGAACAGCAGCAACAGUUUGUUUUAACCCUAAAAGCAUCCCUUCUUUGUUUUGGGGGUUGUUUAGUUUUGUUCCGUUUUAUUUUUAUUUGAAGAAGGAAAAAGAAGAGCUACAAAUGCUAACUAGGAAGCAGAUCUGCCUAGGAAGGUAACACCCAUGGGGUUACCUCAGCUAAUGACUCUGGCAGCCAAUCUCCUGACCUAACCAGUGACACAACAUGAACAGAGGGAAAAUGACAACCCGGAUGGUUUGGAAUCAGCUAGCGAAAGAGAACUUCUGACUUGUGAAUAUGAAGGACUGGCCUUCUCUCAUGGGCUACAAUGCUGAGGCCUUAAUUUAAAACUGAUGGGGGGAAAAAAUCUUAGAGGGUACUUCUAAAUUGUAUCUUUCUAGUAAGGGUUUCAAUGGUACUUUUAUUAUACUGUACUGUGGCUGGCUUUAACACCAGUGUCACUUGGGAGUUCUUGGCUAUAAAUAGAACAAUAUACCCAUUGCUGUUGUGAAUGUUUGUGUGAUCUACUUGUAAUCAGUUUGAACUCUAGCAGAAUCCCUGGAAACUAUAAUUCUUGUUUGGAUUACAGCGAAUUCUCUUGCUGUAAACUAAAGGAAAACCAAUAUUCAAGUUCUUCAUUAAGCUCCAUGGUGCGAAUUGUCACUUGCAAGAUAAAUGUUGAAAGAACUAGUUAUGGGGCUUUGUUCUUCAGAACUAUUUAGAAACCCAGACAACUCUUCCCUUUGAACACUGAAAGUGCUGGAUAUUUAUCUCCGAUAAGGAGAGAUGUAGGCAUAGUUUCAGGUUGGAGUUUUUGUAUCCAUAGUGGCAGAAGUAUCGGACUAAAAUUUGAAUGUGACAGCAAAGAUUUCCUUGCCUAGCUCACCAGUAAGUAAAGUCAUUGUGCUUAUUUCUACCUGCUGAGUUGUAUUUUAAAAGGUAUUAAGAGACAUACAUAAAGUAUGUUAUCUGCUGGGAACAGGAGCCGUGUCAGAAAAGUUAGGUCUAAUAAGAGGGACUCUGGAACUAUCACAAUAAAUCAAAAAUGUUUUUGCGCUGACUAGCUUUUGUGUUGCACAGUAACACUGCAUGCCUUCUACUGCUCUUCUCCUCAUCCCGAAACAAGUAAAAUUAAAGAACUUCUCCCUUUUUCCUUUUGUUUUUUUUCCCCAUAUUUGAGAAAAAUGUUCAGACUUAGAACUAUCUUUUUCAAUGAAAGAAUAACUGACUAAGAGAAAAAAGUACUCUAAAAUACUGUGUUUACAGUUCUGUGCUGGCUUAGCCAUCAGUCUUACAAAUUUACGCACAGAAUUUAAGACCUUACAUUUAAUGCCACUCUUUUGACUUUAGUGCAAUUGUACAGAGUACGUUUCAACAACACUUAAUUUGCCUUUCUCUAAAAAUACUGAAAAAAAAUUCAUACUGAUCUGAACAAUAGUUGAAAACACACUGUCUUUGCAUAACUUUUCACAUACCGCCUAUACUGCAUUAUAUACUUUUUCACAGAUAGUAGCCUUAGUGGUUCCGUGAUAACAUGGCCAUUUGUGUAACUGCAACCAAUAAUAGUGGUGACUUAAAGACAGAAUCCAGGUUCUAUUUUUCCAUGUCACAUCUUGUUCAGCUGUAUUGCUCUAAUAAGCAUACCAUCUUGUGGUUUCAUUUAAAUGACUUGAACUCUUGAGUUUUGCCUUCUGUUAUGGUCGAGCACAUACCAAUAUCUGUUUGUACAUAUGUACAGUAUGUGAUAUAUAAUCACAUAAUGUAUAAAUGCACCUAAGCCUUUGCAAUACAUAGAAUCUCAAAGGUUGAGAGUUCAAUAUUAAGUUACCUUAUUUGUGUCGUACAGCUUACCCAACAGCAGCCCCACAAUUCUUUUCAGUUUGCUUUGCUACUUCUAAGUGCAGAAAUUCAUCGUUAGCCAUAAUAAGCUAUUUUGGAAUGAAAAAAAUUAUAAGAAAACAAUUACACCAAAGUAGGUGGAACAGUAUCUCAUCCUGUGUCCUCUGCUUUGCUCCUGAGCAGGUCGGAUUUAGUUCAGGUGCAACCUUUCAGCUGCAAACUAUUUAAGACACAGUCCAUAGUGUCCUCCGUGUACUUGGAAAGUAUCCAAAUCUAUGGUGACUACAAAAAUAUGCUUUGGAAUUCAGAUACCAACAGAAAACUUUUCCUUCAUGGUUUGAGUAUAUUUGUUGUUAUUCUCCAUCCUCCUAGAAUACUGAUCUUACCAGGGUUGCAAAAAUAUUUCUUGUUACGCUGUAUCUGUGUUAUGGAAAAUGUUUAAUUAAUCCUUUAGUCAUUGACAGUUCUGAUAAGUACUAACACAGAACAGAUUUCCCUAACCCUUACCAAAUUGUCAAUAAGAUGUUCUGUUAAUUUCUGAAGACAAUCAGGUAUUGUUCCUGAUACAGAACUAUCCCAACCAUUUAAAAUGUAUAGUUGCUAUAGUAUGGUGUCCAUUAGAAGUAAAAACUGAAGUUCCAGUGAUUGAGUUUGGUUUGUUUUUCUGGUGUAUAAAAGGAGAAAAGUCAUAAUAAAAAGUUACUACCUUUUAGUUGCCAGCUAAACCAACAAAAAUAGCCAUAACAGGCUAUAUUUUUUAAGUAAAUUCAGUCUGUCUUGCCACUUACAGAGUGAUAAGACACUGUAAAUUUUUUGGCAGAAACAAACUUAAAUGAGCACUUCCAUAGUCGAAACCACCAAACAUUAAAACUUUGAAGCCACAUUUGAAUUUCAUGACUCAAGAUAUGCUGAGAUUUAAUUGUCCAGAGUUCUGGACUUGUACUCACCAAGUAGAGCAGUAAGACAUCUGGCUUAUCAAGUUACACUGCCAAAUGCUAUUCCUCCUUUUGUUUUUAUCCUGCUAAAAUUGAUGUUGCAGAGAAUGCAUAAGAAUGCAUAAAAAAACCUAACAGACCUUUUUUUCCUUGAAGAACUAGACUUUAGACUUUAGACUUCUAGGACAACAUUAUUUUUAUUGGAAUUCCAAUUGCUUUUCCCUUCUAAGCCCAGUAAAGAAAAAAGCCAUUUGAAGCCAUAUCUGAGAGUUUCUAAUGUAUUAUGAAACAAUAUCUGAAAGAUAUGCAUUGAGAAAAAUAGGUGACAUAGCCUCUGAGAUGUUGCAUAUGUUAUAGUAGCACUGACAGAAGCUCCAUUGUUCACUAUGAAUUCUUUAAGGUAGUACAACAUUCUUCUGUAAUGAUUCCACUUGUGGCAGUACUAUUUUUAUAAAUCAUCAGUUAAUUAUUUCAUUAGAGAAAUGCAAUAGUUUUUUUUAAGGUUUUUUAGUGGGAGUGUAUGCUAAAACAUAUUUACAUUGGAGGGGACAUGCAGUGUGAAAUUUAUCUUUUUGUGUGGCACAGACUUCUUUCAAAAUGUGUUUAAACUUAGGGCAAUGUGAUCAAUUGCUUUACAUUUAGACCACUUAGUGUUAAAAUUAUAGGGAUAGCAUAUAGCACUAUUCAUGUUAAAGAAAAAAAUGCAGAGGUUGUUAGACACUCAAAAUAAUUUUGACCCGCUUGAAAUAAUGCAUUUGCCUAAAACACUGUGAUAUAUUAACAGUUCUGUGAAGUGGUACAACCCUUGUCAUCUAAACAGAGGAAGUGACUUUCUGCACACUAUUGCAAUGAAGUUCAUGUUCAAACUUUAGGUUAUAUAUCCCAAUCUAGCAAAGGCACAUCACAGCUAUUCUAUUCUGCUUUCUGACCAAAAACUGUGCUCGAUUGUAAUACGGGUGUAUACUCUGUCAAAAAACCUAAAAUAGUGGACUGCUUUCUAGAGUAGAUCAAACUGAUUUGUGGAGUAGAUUCAUAUAUAUUCCAAAUUCAGGUUGGGCUGUUAUGUGAAGAAGAAAGAACUUCAAGGUAACAACAUUCAACUUUACUACAUUUAGU